Molecule: messenger RNA, 621 nt
Organism: Prorocentrum cordatum
Lineage: Eukaryota; Dinophyceae; Prorocentrales; Prorocentraceae
Source: the annotation of a GenBank genome assembly
ACCGAUCGCCCGUGCGUGCUCGCGUUCUGCGCCUGGGCCCGCUGCUCGCUGGACGCGCCGCCAGAGCCCGCGGAGCUGGGCGCCCACCUGGAGGACUACAUGAACGCUGAAGUCUUGCAGGGGGUGAAGAGCUGGCGGGGCGAGAAGCUCAUGGCCGGCUUGAUGUUCUUCCACCCAGACUAUGGCCGCCUGGGGGGGCUGCACCUGCCGCGGGCCAUGCGCUGCCUCGAGGGGUGGGAGAUGCUUUCGCCAUCUCGCUCUCGGAAGCCCUUGGUGUCUGCGAUCUGGGCGGCCAUGGCAGUGGAGCUGCGCCGGCUGGGAGCGCCUCUGGCGGGCGCGAUGGCGCUGAUCGUGGCGGAGUGUUACCUUCGGCCAGGAAAGAUGCUGGGUUUGACCGGCAAGUCGUUCUUGGCUCCGAACGAGCAUGCUGUCCAGAGCUGGGUUGCGCGGCUCGUCCCAGGGUCGGGCACGGCCCGGAGUAAGGAUUCGGGAAGGCGCCCCUGGAUGAGCCGCAUCUUGCGGGCCCUGAAGGACAUGGGCUCGUCAAGGCCCCUCCUGGGUUUGAGCAGCCCGCAGUUCCUGUGCCUCUUCCAGAGAGCGGCUCUGGAUAUCGGCGCCGAU